This is a messenger RNA of Astyanax mexicanus (Mexican tetra), 4685 nucleotides long. RefSeq names its product solute carrier family 18 member 2 (gene slc18a2). Lineage: Eukaryota; Metazoa; Chordata; Actinopteri; Characiformes; Acestrorhamphidae. Gene Ontology annotation, molecular function: serotonin:sodium:chloride symporter activity; xenobiotic transmembrane transporter activity. Gene Ontology annotation, biological process: xenobiotic transport; aminergic neurotransmitter loading into synaptic vesicle; transmembrane transport. The transcript is spliced from 15 exons. Bases 265 to 1803 code for a protein of 512 amino acids. Gene Ontology annotation, cellular component: terminal bouton; synaptic vesicle membrane. The record is from RefSeq and is a predicted model, not a curated record.
GUGAGGCUGCAGAAUCUGUGGAGAGCCAGGGGUCGUUUUUACGCACGGAAGUCUCUCCUUACAGAUCAAACAUUUGUUAUAGAUUGCCUGGGCUCUGCUUACUUUCACCACACACACACUUAAACCCUCAGGAGCCCGCGAGCACCGGAGGGUCAUGGCUUGGUGAGGAGAAGCGCGUAUCGAAACUGGCUGUGCUCGUCGCCGCGUCCGUGCGCCAGGCUCUCUGCUCGCGCAGCUCUCUCCGCGCUCGUGCCCGGGCUGAAGAUGGGAUUAUUUGACGCGUUCCGGGAUGUGGGGCUGCUCGCGUGGCUGCGGGAGGGCAGGCAGUCCCGCAGACUCAUCCUCCUCAUCGUCUUUAUUGCGCUGCUGCUGGACAAUAUGUUGUUGACGGUGGUGGUCCCUAUCAUUCCCAGCUAUCUGUACACUGUGGAUGAUGCAGCAUCCAAUGCAGUGAGGAAAAAUUCCUCCAGCUCCCCUUCCGGCACCUUCCAGACCAUUGUAUCUCUGUAUGAUAACACUACACGCUUGACCAACAUCAGCCCGCAGUUCAACACUCCCACCAUGCCCCCCACCACGACAGUCACCUCCGCACCCAAUGCCUCUAACUGUCCCAAAGCGGAUGACCAGCUUCUGAAUGAGAAUGUGAAGGUGGGGCUCUUGUUUGCCUCGAAGGCCACCGUCCAGCUCAUUACCAACCCCUUCAUAGGACCCCUAACCAACAGAAUAGGCUACCAGAUCCCCAUGUUUGCUGGUUUCUGCAUCAUGUUUCUCUCCACAAUCAUGUUUGCCUUCUCCUCGAGUUACACGCUGCUGUUUUUGGCUCGGUCAAUGCAGGGCGUUGGAUCCUCCUGCUCUUCUGUGGCAGGUAUGGGGAUGCUGGCGAGUGUGUAUACAGAUGAUGAAGAAAGAGGAAACGCUAUUGGAAUUGCACUGGGUGGACUUGCUAUGGGAGUGUUGGUGGGGCCUCCGUUCGGCAGUGUAAUGUAUGAGUUUGUGGGGAAGACGGCACCGUUCCUGAUCCUGGCAGUUCUGGCAGUAUUGGAUGGAGCUCUGCAGCUAUUUGUACUUCAGCCUUCAAAGGUGGAGCCAGAGAGUCAAAAGGGAACAUCUCUUAUGACCCUCAUGAAAGACCCUUACAUCCUUAUUGCUGCAGGCUCUAUAUGUUUCGCUAACAUGGCCAUCGCAAUGCUGGAGCCUGCCCUGCCCAUCUGGAUGAUGGAGACAAUGUGUGCCAGAAAGUGGCAACUAGGUGUGGCGUUCCUUCCUGCCAGUGUCUCAUACCUGAUUGGAACGAACAUCUUUGCAGUGCUGGCGAAUAAGAUGGGAAGAUGGCUGUGUGCUCUUAUAGGAAUGCUGCUGGUUGGCAUCAGUAUUCUCUGUGUGCCUUUCGCAAAGGACAUCUACGGACUCAUACUGCCAAACUUUGGGGUUGGUUUUGCAAUUGGCAUGGUGGACUCCUCCAUGAUGCCAAUCAUGGGGUACCUGGUGGAUCUGCGUCACAUCUCUGUGUAUGGAAGUGUGUAUGCGAUCGCUGAUGUGGCCUUCUGCAUGGGCUUUGCAUUUGGGCCCUCGGCUGGUGGAGCUAUAGCACGCAGCAUUGGGUUUCCCUGGUUAAUGACCAUCAUUGGCAUAGUGGACAUCCUAUUUGCACCACUUUGUUUCUUCCUCCGCAGUCCACCUGCUAAUGAGGAGAAAAUGGCCAUCCUGAUGGACUCCAACUGUUCAAUGAGAACACGUUCCUACUCUACCCAGGGGUCCAGUUAUCAGAUGGGGGACGAUAUGGACCCAGACAGUCCAGAGUAAUUAAAACCCAGCCCCCCCCCCUCCCUUUUGCUCCGACACAUAACUCCCCAUGAGCCAUGUAUGUGCCCUUCUAGGUUCUAUUUUGUUGUAUUGCAGAAGGAGUGUGGGGAAACAGAGACUUUAUAAGAACCAAGUGGCUGAUUUUGUGAGAAAUGUCCCAGUGUUUGUCCGGCGCCGCUCUGUGACGUUAGCAUUCGUCUGUUCUGCUUAAACCAAAGCCGUUCUCAUUGUCCUUUAAACACAUCCAGCCGACAGCCUUACCUGUACACACACACUCACACACAGUCCUGGCACCGGCCUUCGGAAACAGGGUCUUAACCACUAAAGCCACAAACAGGGAUAAGCUACGACCAGAUCACCUUCAGAAAGUGGAGCUAUGUGAACUCCACAAGACCUCUGAAGGUGUACUAUUUACCUGGCACUAACGUGAGCAGCGCAUUCUUUGGAUCUCCUAAGUUAUGAGGUGGGCACCUUUGAGCAUCAGAACAUGACAGAUUUGUCAAAAUGGCUCAGAUUCAACUUCAAGAAUUGACUGCUCAUUCUCUGCCUAAUAUAUCCACCCUCAGCCACAAGCAGAUCGUCAGUAUUAUUUACUUCAUAUGUUAUCCUUUACUUUAUAGGCAAAUUAUUUACAGGGCCUAUUUUAUAAAUACACUGGCAUUCCAAAAGUCAUGGGACAACUGUGUGUGUAAACUCAUUAUAAAUUGGUACCUCAGGAGGUGGCUUGGGAGUGCCCACACAUUUUGUGAGGUGUUAUCUUGUGAGUGAGGUUGGUUAAACACUGAAUUAUGAGAUUGAGUGAGGCCUGGGUGCCAGAGGAUGGGACAUUCCAUUUGCAAAUUACAUGUCAUAAAAGGCAUUACCACCCUCAGUGGACAGCAUCAGGUGGGUAGUGAUCGUGACCAGUGUCUCAUCUCUCAUUAAAUGAGAGAUGACUCAUCCACAUUAAAUGCAGAAGCCCCCACACACAUAUUCCACUGGUCAGUGUUAUGUUAUUUAGUGUCCAUGGAAUAUGACACAAAACUAGUGUCAGCUUACAUUACAUUCAGUAUGUCAGUGUCAAUAAUAAUUAAACAUAUACAGUUUACAUUUCUGUGCCUUUUAAACUGACAUAUGUAAAUAACCUCUGUUCUGAUUGGCUGCCCUGUUUGUGCCUUGUUAAAAAAUGCAGUCCAGGCUGAAACACUGCUUAUAAUGUAUAACAUGGGUGGGAGGAGUUGGUCGCACAGGUUUGUGACCUCACAUAAGCAAUGCAUUCAUUUUCAAGUUUUUUUUAUGUAAAGAGUGUAACGAUAUGCAAAGGUUGAAACCUGUUGCAGUUUAUACUAGUAUAAUGCAUCUAGUGUUGUGUGAUAGAAUCACUUUAAAACAUUUAAAUCUGCUAUUCCAGCUAAGCACCUGAGAAAAGGCUGCCAGUUUGUCGUCCUUAAAUCCCUGAUUGUGGCUUUAAAAUCCGAACAUCAUGGGUACCUGUACUUCUGUAGCAUCACAGUGCACAGGGUUAUGUUUUGUAUAUCAACAUUUCUAGAAGACAUUAAGAUGACCUGGCUAAAGCGAACCAUUAGAUGUGAAGAAACAACUUUAGAAACCUCGAAAUUAGUUACAUUAUGUAAAUUAAGUGUUUACAUGUAAGUUUGUUUUCUUAAGACGGCUGAAAUGGAUCACAUUUUACCUUGAAAUGGCCUUAAAGUGUUUCCUUUCCAUAAUCAGAGGUGGCUGUCCUCUGACAGUAUGGUACCUUUUUUUUAAAACGUGAGUGGACGGUACGGCAGAGGGCCUUAAAAUGAAAAGCUCACACCUGGGAGCUUCUGCAGCUUCACCUGGUGGAUUGGUUAUAGUGCUGUCUGUUCAGGGUGAACGCCUCUGAUUUAGGAUGUUCACAUUGUGUUAAUGAGAAUGACACUUGCAGAUGUGUUUGAGCUGUUUGAAGAGAAUAUUCACUGAACAGAGUCGUUCCUCUUUAGAAAAAUUAUGGAAAACAUUGCUUAAAAGAUCACUAUGGAGCAUGCUGGGUGCAUUUUACAGAUACAUCAAACUGAUAUUCUAAGACUGGGUGAAAUUGUAAAAAAAAAAAUUCUCACUAUUCUUUAAAUAUAUAAGUUAUUCUUAAUUAUGAUUUUAGUAGUUAUUUGUAAACAGACAGUCUCAUGUAAAAUAUCUAAUAUUACAUUACAUUACUAAAAUAUCUAAAUUUACAAAAACAUAAGUCAGGGCCAUGGGCUUUUUGUCUUCAAAAAAUUAGUUUAUAUUUGUAAACAGACAGCAUUACUUAAAUGGAUGUGCAAGCUAUUGUUUCCUUGUACAUUUCUCGAUAAUCCCAUGUUGAAAAUUGCAUUAAAACAGUAAUGUAAUUAUUCCAAAUAAUUUAAUUAAUAUCCCAAAGAACACAAUUUAAAAUCCCAGGGCCAUGCGGCUCUACCUUCAGCAUCCGGAGCCUGAGAGAGCAUAGCUGGCACAACUGGCAAACUCUGGGGGGGUAUUGCAUUGCAAGUGAUGGGGGAGUCCUAGUGAGUGGGAGAGUUAAUUUUGUUUGUGAACAAUUACUGUUACUAAUAAAAUUUUAGCAUUUUGAUAUGUAAAAAUAACUCAGUAAAAUGUAACUCAGAUAAAUUGAAAUGUAAAUUAAAAUGUAUCAAGGUGAUAUAUCAACAUAAUAAAGAGAACAAUUAAUAGUUCAAAUAAAUCAUCAAACUAAAUCUAUUUUAGCAUAUAAUUGAUAUUUUAACCCCAAAAAUGGUUAUCAGUCCCUUAAAUCCAUCCCCACAAUGGUGACAAACCAUGUUCAUUUUUAAAAUACAGCUGUAAAGUAUCUUCCUACAAUACCUCAGCUUGUUAGAGUGUAUUUUUUUUUAUUUAGUAAGUGUAUAAAGCAUAUAUAUAUA